Penicillium oxalicum is the source of this 228-nucleotide messenger RNA. RefSeq lists its product as uncharacterized. The transcript has a single exon. Bases 1 to 228 code for a protein of 75 amino acids. NCBI's taxonomy places the organism in Eukaryota, Fungi, Ascomycota, Eurotiomycetes, Eurotiales, Aspergillaceae. The record is from RefSeq and is a predicted model, not a curated record.
AUGUCAGAUGCUCAGGUCAUGAAGAAUGAGAUGCAGUGUAUUCUCCUGAGAGCGUUUCAUGUUUCUUUGACAGGUCCCUGUUGUGUGGAGGAGCGGGCUGGCUCCGUAGCCGACGUGGUGGAGUCUGCGACGCCGGAUGGCCAGCACCUGGGCCAGAGAGAGCAUGAGGAAAAAGACAAACAGGAGAUUUGUGUUUGUCCCUGGACCGAGAGGACCGUGUUUUGUUGA